Molecule: messenger RNA, 2711 nt
Organism: Monopterus albus (swamp eel)
Lineage: Eukaryota; Metazoa; Chordata; Actinopteri; Synbranchiformes; Synbranchidae
Gene: ehhadh
Product: enoyl-CoA, hydratase/3-hydroxyacyl CoA dehydrogenase
Exons: 7
Coding region: 200-2359 (719 amino acids)
Biological process (GO): fatty acid beta-oxidation
Cellular component (GO): peroxisome
Molecular function (GO): NAD+ binding; (3S)-3-hydroxyacyl-CoA dehydrogenase (NAD+) activity
Source: RefSeq, a predicted model, not a curated record
GUGCUCUGAGUUGUUCCCAUCAACCGUCAGGUGCAGCAGAACAGAAGACGACGAGGAAGACGGUUUGGAAAGAUGAACAUCUUUGUGGAGUUAAAGUGGGAUAGAGGUGGUGUGCGUCCUUGUCAACAGCUCUGAAGUUUCAAAGUUCAUCCUGCAAACCGAAAAGAAGUGCGACAGCUUGCAGUGUUUGAUCGACAGCAUGGCUCAAUACAGUCGUGUUUCGGGGACUGUUGGCUUGAUUACUCUCCAAAAUCCGCCGGUCAACGCACUCUGUGCAGCGGUGAGGCAGGGCAUUGUUGAAAUGUUGAAGAAAGCGCUCAGUGACUCGAAGGUGAAGUCAGUGGUCAUCUGUGGCCAGAAUGGAAUAUUCUGUGGGGGAGCGGACAUCAAGGAGUUUGGGAUGAACAUGUCUGGGCCUCCAUUGGUACAGGUGAUCCAUGCCAUCGAGGAUGCGAACAAGCCGAUGGUGGCGGCUAUAGAAGGGGUCGCUUUAGGAGGAGGCCUUGAGUUGGCACUUGGGUGUCACUAUCGAAUCGCACACUCCAAAGCCAGGCUGGGGCUUCCAGAGGUGAUUCUGGGUUUGCUGCCAGCUGCUGGAGGAACCCAGCGACUGCCAAGGCUCAUUGGGGUCCCAGCUGCCUUAGACCUCAUCACCACAGGUCGCCAUGUGAUUGCUGCUGAGGCACUGCAGCUGGGAAUAGUGGAUCAGGUUACUGAUCACAAAACUGUGGAUGCAGCUGUGAAGCUUGCCCAAAGUGUUGCAGGAAAACCACUGGAUGCUCGUCGUAUAAGCACCUACCCAUGCGCACGCCCAUCUGAUUUGGAUGCUCUGUUCGAGGGGGAGAUGCAGAAGGUGCGACAAAGAGCCCGUGGAGCCAUCGCACCGGUUGCGUGUGUCCAGGCAGUGCAGGCAGCUGCCACCCUGCCCUAUACUCAGGGCAUAGAGCGAGAGAAAGAGCUGAUGGUCACUCUCUUCACCUCAGGCCAGGCCCGUGCCCUGCAGUACCUUUUCUUUUCUCAGAGAGCUGUCAGCAAGUGGAGCACGCCCAGUGGAGCACGCUGGGACACAAGCAAGCCUGGGCCCAUACAUAAAGUAGCUGUCAUUGGUCUUGGCACUAUGGGGAGAGGCAUAACAGUGGCCCUGGCUCAGACGGGGUUGUCCGUGGUCGCUGUGGAGACCCAGGAGAAGCAGCUGAUGGGGGCAAAGAAGGCGGUGUCAAACAUGCUGGAGCAAGGGGCUAAGAGACGAGGGGUUGCUCCCACACUAGACAAGAUCAGUUACAGCCCUAAUAUCCAGGCUAUAGCAGAUGCCGACCUGGUCAUUGAGGCUGUGUUUGAGGAUAUGGCCCUGAAGAAGCAAGUCUUCCAGCAGCUGGCUGCUGUUUGUAAACCAGGCACUUUCCUGUGCACCAACACUUCUUCACUAGAUGUGGACCAACUGGCCUCUCAAACCCGCAGCCCAGAGUUGGUGGUGGGGAUGCACUUCUUUGCUCCAGCCCAUGUCAUGAAGUUGUUGGAGGUGGUGUAUGGACCACGGACCUCUCCUCAGGCGGUGGCCACUGCCAUGGAACUGGGGAAGAAAAUGGGCAAAGUCAGUGUGGCUGUUGGAAAUUGCCAGGGCUUUGUAGGGAACCGCAUGCUGAAGCUAUAUCUCGAACAAGCUUUUUUUCUGUUAGAAGAAGGGGCCACACCUGAAUUGGUAGAUCGAGCACUGGAAGAGUUUGGGUUUGCCAUGGGUGUGUUCAGAAUGUCAGACCUCUCUGGGCUCGAUGUGGGCUGGAAGGUCCGGAAGGGACUUAUGCUGGGUGAGACUGAUGUGUCAUCAGGGCAGUCAGCUCGAAUCCGACAAGGCUGCAGGUACAGCCCGCUGGGAGACCUGCUCUGUGAGCAGGGCCGGUUUGGUCAGAAGACAGGGCAGGGAUGGUAUCAGUAUGACAAGCCUGGCGGUCGGGUUGCCAGCUCUGAUCCUUGGCUUCACAGCUUUCUGGAGAGUUACAGAGCCAAGCACGGCCUGGUGGCACGGCACAUAGACCACCAGGAGGUACUGGAACGCUGCCUCUAUGCCAUGAUCAAUGAGGGUUUCCGUAUCCUGGAGGAAGGAAUAGCUGCAGGACCUGAAGACAUAGAUGUCAUCUAUGUGUUUGGCUACAGCUGGCCCAGGCACCGUGGAGGCCCCAUGUUCUACGCUGACAUGGUGGGGUUGGCGAAGGUCCUGGAGAGGCUGGAGCACUACCAGCAGGCUCACCCUGAUGUGCCCUACCUACAACCCUGCAGCUUGCUCAGGAGGCUGGUGGCCAGCGGCAGCCCACCUAUACAGAGGUGGAGGGAAGUCAUCAAGAAACCACACAGCCAGCUUUAAAUCUCAUAAAUUCAUGACCAGCUUUAAUAUGUUGAUACACUUGGAUAAUAAUGAUAAUACUGUGAUUAACAUAAUGUACUACAUUUAUAUUGAGCUUUUCUGCUUAUAGUAAUGCUUACUGAUUUCUUAUAUAUGGUGGUUAUAAAUGAUUUAGGAUGAUUUCUGUGAGAUAGUCCCAAUGUCUGACUGAUGUCGAUUUAACUACUGACUUGGAGGACUGUCCUGUUGGAAUGAAUUUAAUCUUGUAGUUAAAUCUGGGUGUUUUAAAUACUCAACUUUUUUAAAAAUGCAUUUGUGUACAGCAUACAAAAAUAUCAUCUACAUGUAUCAUCUGAUGACUCAAUAAAGGUUA